This is a messenger RNA of Danio rerio (zebrafish), 2037 nucleotides long. NCBI's taxonomy places the organism in Eukaryota, Metazoa, Chordata, Actinopteri, Cypriniformes, Danionidae. The record is from RefSeq and is a predicted model, not a curated record.
AUGGACCGUCAGCCCACAAACUUCGCCAGGCUCCCUCAUCCCUCUGGCCCUGCCUUGGUCAGUCGUUGCCCUUCCUGCGCAUCUGGACUCCACUCCUCUGGCUGCGCCUUAUCCUUCCGUCCUGCCAGCUACGUUGAGCUCUUCCUUCCCUCCAGCUACACAUCUGUCAUUCUGGCUCUGCCACAAGCUUUUAGACCAGCGUUGUCACAUCGGUCGGUGGACCGUCUACUCCACCUUGUCCUUACGGCUCAUGGACUUCACCUCCAUCUGCACCAUGGACCAGCGUCGUCCCAUCGGUUGGGGGAGGAACUCGAGAUUGAUUCAUUGUCUAAAGCACAAUUUAUUACUAAGGAUUCCAAGAAACUGUUUGAGGCCCAGGGAGAGUGGGAACUUCUCUUAAUCGACACUUCUAGGGUUAAUGGAACGUUUACAGGGCUUUUACAGGAUCUGCUGGUAUAUCAGAUCACCAUCAAGAGAAGACCUUUGCUGUAUGCUAUCAACAUUAUCAUACCUGUGUUCUUCUUCCUUCUGCUGGAUGUGGCCUCAUUCUUCAUAGAAGCAAGUGGGCCAGACAAGCUGAGCUUUAAAGUCACUUUACUUCUGGCUAUUUCUGUGCUGCUGCUCAUUCUUAAUGACACACUGCCCUCUACGGCUGACAGAAUUCCUCUGAUUGGGGUUUACUGCAUUGUGAUAUUCAGUCUCAUUGGCAUCAGUAUUUUGGAGACCAUCCUUGUAAAUUAUCUGAUGGCUAAAGAUGCUGAGGAAAAAUCAGCUGCAUUAAUGGAAAAAACAGCUGCUGUUAGUGGACGAGACGAUAGUGUCAGAAAUGAGCAGAUUCUUCCAGAUUCUGUCAGAGAUGAGAAUGAGGUUCAGAUUUCAUCGUUCUGGAUCAGAGUGGCAAGAAUCACAGACGUGGCCUUCUUCAUUUUCUACAUAAUCACUGUUGUUGUGUUUCUGUCCGUGCUUGGGAAAAUUUGGAUUUCAUAAGUGGUGUCUUGUGUGCUAUUCCAUACAUUUAAUCCUAACUUUGACUCAUAGUUUAUUUACUUAUGGUACUUCAAAGAGAUUAGUAGAUAAAACUGCAUUAUUAAUUUAUGUAGAAGUGCAGAAUAAAUAAAGCUGAUUUCCCCAUGGUUGUUUUCCUACAGUCACAUAACCUUCGCCAUACCAUGACAAACACCUCUCAAAAAUGAACAACAAUGAUAUAUUUAUUAUAUAUUUAUGAUAUAUUUUGGGCCAGAUGCUGGCCAGAGGGAGAAGGAGAGCGGCGGUAAAUGCAAAAUGUACAUGCAAAAUAUGCACAGUGGGUAAUGUCAGAAGUAUAAAUCCAGGUUUAAUCAUUUGUCAAUGGUUUUUUUUUUUUAAACGUCUAAAUCUAGUUGUUUGACUCAAGUGCACACCUCUCUUUGUGUCUAACACACAUAAAAUGUCAUAUAUUUCAGAGCUAACCUUCAGUAAAUAAAGGUGGCAUUGGAUGCCCAUUUUACAAGUUGAGAUCUUUUGGAUCUUAAUAAAAAUCUAUAGCUUCCUUUGGUUAAAUUUCUCAAUGGAUUUGUGAAUAAAUACCUCUUUUUACUUUUGUAAGAAUCCAAAAUAUCAGACCCUGAGAACUGUUAUGGAAUUUUCAUGAGACAAGAUGCAGUGCUCCAAUGCACUUUCUAAUCUGAGAAAUGAUGAAGAAAGCAGCUGUUCAGCUGUUCAAUUCAAAUCACUGUUGACAAUGCAAACUUAGGCCCCGUUUACACUAAUGCGUUUUUGUUUUAAAACGCAUAAGUUUUGCUACGGUUGCGCCAUCUGUUUACACUACACCGGAGUUUUCGAGAGCCGAAAAUGGAGCGUUUUGGAGACGCUGGAGAGGCCGUUUUCAUUCUAAAACGCUGCUGCUCCGUUUCAGUGUGGAUGAGGAAAAACGGAGACAUCUGAAAACGGAGGCGGAGCUGCUGACAUUCGCCUAUUUGAUUGGGGCAUUUCCUCAAUAUUAAGUAGCCUACACGCACAGUUCAGUCCUGCAUCCUCUCCUUGUAAGUUCAGACUUUG